CAGCUUUUGGCAAUGCGUGAAUGAGGUGAUGGGGAUCAUUUUGGCCAGAUUUUUACGAGGCUACCGGUCUUAACAAGGUUCUCUCUGAAAUUGCCAUAUUUACGGAGAAUUCAUGAUCAAUGAUUACCCUUAGCAAUGGAUGAUGAUGAGGUCUCCGGCAGGGACAAGUGCCCUGUGUGUGGCAGUGACCCUCGAACACAUCCUGGGCUUCGAUUUAAGAUAAACACCAAGUGCUAUCACCGGAUAUGUGAAGGCUGUGUUGAUCGCAACUUCUCCAGUGGCAAAGCAGAAUGUCCUGUCGGAGGUUGCCACGUGCAUCUAUGGAAGCGCGACUGGCGAACGCAGACGUUUGAGGAUCUCAAGAUCGAACGCGAAGUGGAGAUCCGGAAGCGUGUGCACAAAAUUCUCGAACGCAACGAAGAGGAAUUUGAGACCAAAAGAGAUUUCGACGACUACCUCGAACUGAAAGAGGAGCUGAUAAUGAACCUUGUCUUCAAGACUGACGUAGCAGCAACAAACCGAAAGUUGAAAGAGUACGCGCUGGCAAAUGGCAUCAAAACCGACGCCACUGAAGCUUCCCACGAUCUCCCAACUCGACAACUUAAACGCAAAGAUGACGGCGCAGCCGAUCCCAGUGGACUUAUCCAUGGCCUCAAAAAGAUUGUCAAACCCAAAGCACGGGCUGCUUAUGAUCCGUUCAUGGGUAUGCCUCGCACAGAGGACUAUUACUCGGUCAAAGAUGGUUAUCUGGCACGGGUGAAACAGGGCAAGGCCAACGACGCCAAGGACUCAGCAGGCUACAGCGACUGGGACUAUGUCAAUGAGUGUCUCAACAGAAGUUUUGCAGGGCUCGGUGUUUUUGUCGAAGAUGAGAUGGCAGCCAAGGACAAUUCCGCCAUCCCAUUGCCAAGCAUUACUGCCUCUGAUCCUACCAGUGUCUUUUGAUGCUUGGCAGAGGAGGUCCAUACGAUAUGAACAACAUGAAAAUAUAUCUCUAUCGAC
This is a messenger RNA of Exophiala mesophila, 1002 nucleotides long. RefSeq lists its product as uncharacterized. Bases 136 to 945 code for a protein of 269 amino acids. The transcript is spliced from 3 exons. The record is from RefSeq and is a predicted model, not a curated record. Gene Ontology annotation, cellular component: transcription factor TFIIH holo complex. Gene Ontology annotation, biological process: regulation of cyclin-dependent protein serine/threonine kinase activity; DNA repair; regulation of transcription by RNA polymerase II. NCBI's taxonomy places the organism in Eukaryota, Fungi, Ascomycota, Eurotiomycetes, Chaetothyriales, Herpotrichiellaceae.